Wasmannia auropunctata (little fire ant) is the source of this 1124-nucleotide messenger RNA. RefSeq names its product CCR4-NOT transcription complex subunit 10-B-like. The record is from RefSeq and is a predicted model, not a curated record. The transcript is spliced from 2 exons. Gene Ontology annotation, biological process: mRNA catabolic process; negative regulation of translation. Lineage: Eukaryota; Metazoa; Arthropoda; Insecta; Hymenoptera; Formicidae. Gene Ontology annotation, cellular component: CCR4-NOT complex. The annotation marks the transcript as partial.
UGAUUGUGAUUGGUUAAUUUGUUUACGACCUUGGGAAAAAUUUACAUUCGCGCGAAAAAGCAGAGACCAAUCAGAAGUUGCACUACCAAGUGCUCCAUUUGCUAGUAUUUGGUAGCCAAGUGCAACUUGGUAACCGGUAACCUCCAAAAAUAAAAAAUAAUUGCCUAACCCCUUUGUUUUCUAUGGCAGAGGUAUGUAUGUAAUAUGUAUGUAUGUACAUACGCUAUUUGUGCACGUGUUAAUCUACUAAAAGUUAAAUAUAUGAAAGUCAUAAAAAAUAAUGCUACAUAUAUAGUUGCAUAAACAUGUUGGAUCAAAGAGUUGUGAUUAGAAAAUCCACAAUCACGUAGACAUCAGUACACAUACUGCAUACACAUCGAGAAGCAAUAUUCAUCAUGAACGAAACUUCAGAAACACAAAGUAAAGACAGUGCCUCUGUUAUAACUGAGCAAGAGCGCGAGUUGGCUCAAAAUAUACUGUUGGAAUUUCAAAAAGGUUCUUAUGCGUCGUGCUCAUCAUAUUUAAAUAAGUUGGAGAGCCUUCGACCUACAGAUCUCAAAGUUACGCACAAUAAAGUCGUGGUGGAAUAUUAUAAAAGUGACUUGAAAAAGACUGAGUUGACACGAAAGAGUUUGAAUGCUAUAUGUGGUCAAAUAUCAACGACAGAUUCUAACGAGGCUAUUGAUGACGUUGAAAAGUGUGUUAUGAGAUAUAAUCAAGCUGUUUUAUUAUAUCACACAAAGCAGUAUAAUGCUGCGCUUCAAAUCAUGACUAGGCUGUUUGCUUUUAUCGAGCCAAUGGAGGAAACUUUAGCGCAUAAAGUUUGUCUGCUACUGAUUGAGUUAUAUAUAGUAACAGAGCAACCAGACGCAGCUCUGUCAAUAUUAAAUUAUGUGGAGAGUCAAUUUAUAUCUACUGAUGGUUCCAAGAUAUCCUCUGUUGACAAGGAUGGAGUAAUAAAGUCUAAUAAGGAACAAAAAGAGCAAAAGAAAGAUGUUGGUGAUACAGUGGCAGAUGCAUUCAAGAUUAAACUCUUAAAAUAUAAAGCGAGAAUAUAUCUUUUAACUCAUCAACUUAAAUUCUGUAAAAAAGAAUGGAAGACACUAGUUUCAUUGGGCAUAGUG